GUGACGGGGGUCGGGAGAGACUGGGACACACAGCCUUAACCGCGCGGGAGGGAGGGUUUAACCAUUAACCACCAUUAACCAUUAAGGCAGCUGUGCAGAGCCGGUACUGUAGGCUACAUAAGGCGUGCGCACCGGCGCCCACGCCUCAGCCUGAGCGCGUUACCAAGAGGCGGAGGAUCCAUCCAGCCAGCCAGCCAGCCACGCGAAGGAGUGCUCGUGCUGUUACUGCUCGUCACUACUCUUCGGACCGCUGACACCAGAAGGUGACUCUUUGCUCCGGUUCGAGAGGUGGGCUAUUUUUUCUGCCGGCAGUAAUUCAAUCUUCAUGCUGCAGACCUUUAAAUAUCUCCCUUGAAAACCUCCCAGCAGCCACGUGGUGUAAGGUGAGACAUUGCCAGCCCGGUCCACUCACCAGUCUGACAUGAUCAGUGAACUGAGAGCAUUACUAGUCUGCGCUGCAAUCUGGCCACUUUAGACCUCAGAUUAGAUUUUUUCUUUAGCUUAACCUGAACUUUAAAGGACUGUUUCCAAGUGACUGGAGGGGAUUUUUGUUGUGAGUCCCCACGCCUAUUGUUUUCUCUUCUCUUCUGUUUUGAACCAGUAUGCUCUCUUCUUUUUUUUGCCGGUCUACCCUGAGCACCUUGCAGUGAAUGGAGAACAUACUGGUUCUGCUCCCUAAGCACCGACAGGAACACGGGCUGUGCAGACGCCCGGCUGCAUGUGCCUUGCUGCAGGUUUUUUCCUACAGAGCCGUUUUCUCCAGGUCUUUAGUAGCGACCCCCACUCCCUGUCAGCCUCUUUAAUGGGAUAAAUCAAUUGGACUGAUCAGGUUCAAAACCAGAUCAGGUGGCCAAUUCCAUUCUGACUUCCCCAAAACUGUUAGGCAACCUGACCUUUUCUUGUCAAGUCCACUGUCUUCCAAAGGCUUCCGCAUGGUACUUUGGUCGAAAGAACUAGACAAACUCCCUGACAUCAGCAUGUCCUCCGGGGCCAUUGAGGCGAAGAAGGAGGGCGGCCCCCCGAGCCCGGCUCUACCCAACUCCAACUGCUCCGUCCCCCCGGUAAUCCUCACCAAGGGCCCUGAGGAGGUGAGCCCAGGGACCGGGGGCGAGUUCGAGCUCACAGAGGUCCCGUCUCUCACAGAGAGGGCCGGCGAGGCCGGAGAGGAUGAGGAGAGGACGGAAAUUGUGGUGGCGAUGGACUGCCGGGCCAAUGCCAAAGGUCAGCGAGAGGAGGAUGCUCUCCUGGAGAACGCAAGCCAGAGCAACGAGAGCGAUGACACCAGCACCAAUCAGAGCCCAGAACCACCGGCACCCCUCAAGGAGACCUCCUUCUCCAUCGGCCUGCAGGUGGUCUUCCCCUUCCUGCUGGCUGGGUUCGGGACAGUGGCAGCUGGAAUGGUACUAGACCAGGUCCAGCACUGGACGGUGUUUACGGAGGUGUCGGAGGUGUUCAUCCUGGUUCCAGCACUGCUGGGGCUCAAAGGCAACCUGGAGAUGACGCUGGCCUCCAGACUUUCAACAGCGGCUAAUAUUGGUCAGAUGGACACAGCUAAGAACAUGUGGAAGAUGAUCAUGGGGAACUUGGCCCUCAUCCAGGUCCAGGCCACAGUGGUGGGGUUCCUGGCCUCUAUAGCUGCUGUGAUCUUCGGCUGGAUCCCAGAGGGACACUUCAGGCUGGGCCACGCUGUGCUGCUGUGUGCCUCCAGUGUGGCUACUGCCUUCAUCGCCUCUCUGCUGCUAGGGCUCAUCAUGAUUGGUGUGAUCAUCGCGUCCAGGAAAGUCGGCAUCAACCCUGACAAUGUGGCCACACCCAUUGCUGCUAGCCUGGGAGACCUGAUCACCCUGUCCCUGCUGGCAGGCAUUUCAACUGGACUGUACAAGGAACUAGAUUACAAUGACUAUGCCAACCCGCUGGUGUGUGCAGUGUUUGUGGCGUUGUGCCCCCUAUGGGUGCUGAUCGCCAGGAGGAUCCCGUCCACCAGAGAACUCCUCUACUCCGGCUGGGAGCCAGUCAUCAUUGCCAUGGCCAUCAGCAGUGUUGGUGGUUUGAUCCUCGACAAGACUGUCACCAACCCAAACUUUGCUGGCAUGGCUGUCUUCACUCCGGUCAUUAACGGUGUGGGAGGUAACCUGGUCGCGGUUCAGUCCAGUCGAAUCUCCACCUAUCUGCACAUGAAUGGGCUACCUUUGGGGGAUCCCAACCCCACCCCCAGGAAGUGCCCCACACCCUGCACCUCCUUCUUCGGCUCCUCUGUGAACUCUCGUUCAGCCCGUGUGCUCUUCCUCCUGGUCGCCCCGGGUCACCUCGUCUUCCUCUACACCAUCAACUCACUGAGGGGGGGACACACCACCCUGACACCUGUCUUCAUUACGUUCUACCUGGUUGCAGCACUACUACAGGUGAUAAUCCUUCUCUACCUGGCAGACUGGCUCGUGCACUGGAUGUGGGGUCGAGGUAUGGACCCCGACAACUUCUCCAUCCCCUACCUGACUGCUCUGGGUGACCUGCUGGGGACCGGCUUCCUCGCCCUCUGCUUCCACAUGCGCUGGUUCAUCGGGGACAGAGACUCUAAUUCGGGCAACUGAAUGCAUGCAGAGAUACACACAUGCACACACACACAUAAAAGAAAAAGGAAAAAAAAACUUCACAUGCUCUUUGCUUGCACGCACGACAGUGACAAACAUCACCCGUAUGCGUGAACAUUAUCUGAAAGUGGACAUUGUCUACGAUAAAAGAGCUAAUCUCCUGUAGGGCUCGGAUUGAUGGCUUAGCAUCCGUAGCGCAGUAGCGUUUCAUCUUCAGGAUGUCAGGACACUGAUGCACCGCAGCAGCAGCCACAGAAACAUAGGCAGCAGCAGCAGCAGCAGCCACAGAAACACAGGCAGCAGCAGCCAC
Messenger RNA from Perca fluviatilis (European perch), 2898 nucleotides. It is a transcript of the gene slc41a1, whose product is annotated as solute carrier family 41 member 1. The coding region runs from base 933 to 2588 and encodes 551 amino acids. Gene Ontology annotation, biological process: monoatomic cation transport. Gene Ontology annotation, cellular component: plasma membrane. The record is from RefSeq and is a predicted model, not a curated record. NCBI's taxonomy places the organism in Eukaryota, Metazoa, Chordata, Actinopteri, Perciformes, Percidae. The transcript has 11 exons. Gene Ontology annotation, molecular function: monoatomic cation transmembrane transporter activity.